This is a messenger RNA of Lolium perenne, 942 nucleotides long. RefSeq lists its product as uncharacterized. The record is from RefSeq and is a predicted model, not a curated record. Lineage: Eukaryota; Viridiplantae; Streptophyta; Magnoliopsida; Poales; Poaceae. Gene Ontology annotation, biological process: ubiquitin-dependent protein catabolic process. Gene Ontology annotation, cellular component: proteasome core complex, alpha-subunit complex.
CGGAGUCAGAGCGCCGAGCCGGACAGCCCUGAACUGAAGUAGGCUUCGUGACCAGACGCACCAGAACUCUCAAAAGCGGAAGCCGCAUCAUAAUUCUCUGAUUCUCUCUCGCCGGCGUCGAAACGCGCCAGGACAAGCCAUGGCCCGCUACGACCGCACGAUCACCGUCAUCUCCCCGGAAGGCCACCUCUUCCAGGUGGAGUACGCCCUCGAGGCCGUCCGCAAGGGCAACGCCGCCGUCGGCGUCCGCGGCGUCGACCACGUCGUCGAGAAGAAGUCCAGCCCCAAGGUCCAGCACUCCAGGACCAGGCCGGCAGUUCUCCCCGCCAGCCCCAGGUUGGAUUCCGUGGCCACCCAUAGCCACAGAUCGAAGGAAUGCUACAUGGCGAGGUGGAGUUGCACGACCCGUGGUGGGGGCCAUUGCCGGCGCCGCCUGGAGCUGCACCAGCCGCGGAAGCCCAAGCAGCUGUCGCCGUCAUCCUCGUCUCGCGGACCCAGCACCUCCGCCAAGACCUAGGGAAGCCUGCAGGAACGGCGUCGACUACAACCUCGCUGACGCACUAUCAGGUUCCCGAUGGAUUCCUGAUCUCUGUUGGUAGAGAAAAGAUGGAGAUUGGAGCUCUCGGGCUCAGAACUAAUACUAAGAACUGCAAUAUAAAUUAGGCAAAAAUAAUUAGGGUUUUUUAUUGCUUGAUCCUCCCAGCCUCCCCACUCGUCCUUUAUAACAUAGGAUCGGGCUCAAGCAAGUUCCAGACUUCCAGUAGUACCCUUGAUACAGACAGAGAUACAAAGUUUAAAGUUCCUGGCCUAAACAGUAAUAAGCUUCUGGAGCAUUGUCGCUGGUUUGGUGCUCUUCCGUUAACUGAAUGUUUGUCUUGGCGAUGCAUCUUCAGUAUCCUGACACGCACCGGGGGCCCUUUUUUUAUUUCUGAAAGUUUUAGU